GUAUAAAAGAGGACAUAAAGUCAGAGAUCAGCAAACACUAAAGCUGACCAGAGACCCGUGCUACUGCUCCGACAGACUGUGAAAAAAAGAUGGCAGACGCAGCCGUUCCAACACCCGCCGAUAAGAAGGCGCCCCCCAAGUUCAAGCAGAGGACCACUCGUACCUUCAAGAGCAAGGCCCCUAAACCCGGACAGAAAGGAUUCGGAGACGACAUUCCCGGCAUGGAGGGCCUGGGGACAGACAUCACGGUGGUUUGCCCGUGGGAAGCCUUCGGGGACAUGGAGCUCAGCGACCUGGCGAAAUUUGGAAUCGUCUAGAAAGCUCCUUCUGUCUUUACCCACCCCCCACUGUUAUACUCUUCAUGCACUGUUGAUCCUACACCCAUCUCCACCUGCCCCGUCCCUGAACUCAGGUUGUUGUGGUUCACAGAGACUCAUCCCACUGAGCUGUACGCAAAGAUGUGUUUAUAGUUGAUUUAUGACAGAUGUAUUUAUUUAUAUUUGCUUCAUUGAGAUGGUCUACCUUCCAGACCCCCGCCCCACAUAGCCCUUUGCUCUUCUGAGAGACUGCAAUAAGCACCCAAGGAUGACUGAAACAUCCCUAAGCUCCUCUCUUCUGCCUUUUCCGUCACCCUUAAUCUCUUUGGAGCUAUUUUCUCUUAAUGUACAGAUAUUUACUAAAUAUAUAUAUUUUUAUGUUUAUUAAUGAUUUAAAGUACUGUCAGGAUACUGAUAGAAGCUGCUGUUCCUUCUGUGAGUUACUGCCGAAGUUUGAUGAAUGAUGACAGUAAAUCAAAUACAAAUCUACUGAUUGUAGCUGAUGUGUUCAAUCAAAACUGCUUAGUCUUGUCAAUAUCAUGAAGGAUGAGUUUUCCAUCUGGAUGGUCCUGAUGACUCCAUCGUUCAUUUGGGUCAUUAUGGUAUGGAUUGUUAUUAAACUGUGAACAUAAAA
Messenger RNA from Oryzias melastigma (Indian medaka), 951 nucleotides. RefSeq names its product retinal cone rhodopsin-sensitive cGMP 3',5'-cyclic phosphodiesterase subunit gamma. Gene Ontology annotation, biological process: visual perception; positive regulation of G protein-coupled receptor signaling pathway; positive regulation of epidermal growth factor receptor signaling pathway. Bases 90 to 317 code for a protein of 75 amino acids. Gene Ontology annotation, cellular component: photoreceptor outer segment membrane. The transcript has 3 exons. NCBI's taxonomy places the organism in Eukaryota, Metazoa, Chordata, Actinopteri, Beloniformes, Adrianichthyidae. The record is from RefSeq and is a predicted model, not a curated record. Gene Ontology annotation, molecular function: 3',5'-cyclic-nucleotide phosphodiesterase activity; cGMP binding.